Molecule: messenger RNA, 2646 nt
Organism: Coccinella septempunctata (seven-spotted ladybird)
Lineage: Eukaryota; Metazoa; Arthropoda; Insecta; Coleoptera; Coccinellidae
Gene: Vps33B
Product: vacuolar protein sorting-associated protein 33B
Exons: 2
Coding region: 74-1885 (603 amino acids)
Biological process (GO): vesicle-mediated transport; intracellular protein transport
Cellular component (GO): lysosome; CORVET complex
Source: RefSeq, a predicted model, not a curated record
UAUGACUUAUGACAUAUUUUCUCAUGUGUUGUUUUUUCUCUUGUCUUAUUUAUGUUCUAAGGUAACAAAAUAAAUGGAGUUGGAUAAAAAGUUAUAUUCUAUUCAAGAACUAUCGAAAUCUAUCCUUUCAAAAAUAUUCGGCCUCAAUGUUAACUCUAAAUAUUUGAUUUUGGAGCCAACUAUAAUUAAACCUUUGGAAAAAAUAUGCGGAGUUAAAUGGCUAAGAUCUAAUGGAAUAGAAAAGAUUUUCAAAUUGGACGACAACCCUCCAUUGUUUGAUUCUAAAGCAGUUUACUACAUAAUUUAUUCAAAAUUUUCUGCAUUCAAAUGUGCAAUCAAUCAAAUUCGCUCAUCGGUUGACAUUGAUAAUCCUCCCAUUAACAAGUUUCAUGUGUUGGUAAUGCCACAAAGUACCUAUAUUUUUGAAAAAGAAUUGGAAGAAUAUGGUCUCUCGCAUUCAAACAGAGAUUGCGUUGUUAGAUUACAUUCUUUUCAAUGGUUGCCGAUCCAUACAGAUUGUGGGAUUCUGAGCCUAGAGUGUCCUUUAGCUUUUAGCUCUAUGUUUAUAAGUCAAAAUAUGAAUUAUCUUCCCAUGUUUUCAAAAUGUCUAUGGCAAUUACUAUUAGUUUUGGGAAAAGCCAACUUUGUCAUAGCAUUAGGUCAGUAUUCAAAUAUUAUUUUAUCUCAGUUUGACCAGUUGUGUGAAGAUAAGGGAUUCAGUGAUAAAAUGGACUCUGAAGUCGGGGGAUUGAUUAUUUUAGAUAGAAAUAUAGAUUAUCCUAGUGCCUUAUUGACUCCAGGUAUAUACUCUGCUCUAUUAAAAGAGAUAUACAAUGUUAGGGCUGGGCACUGUGAACAUAAGGAGAAUGAAAAUGAACUGAAGAUUGAUGAUCAUUUCAAUCCUGUAAUGAGAAAAGGUCCAGUUCUAAUUAAUAUGGAUACUGAACAGGACCCUGUAUAUGCCAUGACAAAGAAUAAAUAUUUCACCGAGGUUACAUCGGUGUUAAGUAAUUUAACCAAGGAAUUGAAAAUGGAGAAACUCAACUCUAAAGAUAUGUCUAUCGAUGAGAUAAAAAAGUAUGUACAAAAUCAACUGGGCCCAACAAAUUCUAGAAAAAAAAUUAUUUCCAAUCACUUGAUUGCGGCAGAAACUAUAAUUAAUUGCUUAGGUUGGAAAUUUGAGAAUCUCUGCGACUGUGAAUUCAAUAUCAUAAACAAUAUUUCAAAAUCCAGUAAUUUCAGUUUCUUAAUGGAAUCUACUUCCAUAGAGAAUAACAAAUUACUGUCAUUAAGGCUCUUCUGUUUAAUAUUAAUUACACAAAAUCUAACUGAAAGCGAAAUCAGCUCUUUUUGGGAGAAAUUUUUGCAUAAUUUUGGAUUUAAAUACUCUUACGUUAUACAAAACUUGAUAAAUGCAGGUAUUAUUACCGACUGCAGAUCCUCCAUUGCUGGAAAUUUAUUUCCUAGUUUGUGGCUACCUCGUAUGGUUACAAGUCAAUUUUACUUGUUUGCCAAUCGUCUGAAACAGAUACCACCUAAUAAAAAUAAAUUGGAUUUCAAGUAUCCGACUUGCCCCAGUUACGUAUUUCGAGGCACAUACAUACCCUUAGUGGCUCAAAUAGCUAAUUUCAUACUGAACUCUACACCACUAGAGGAAAUCAGAACUAAGUUGGAUGGAUUGGGUAAUUUAACAAUAAGGAACGAAAGGAGAUAUCCAUUACAAACUAGAACUUUGUUGGUUUACGUUAUUGGUGGUGUUACUUACGCAGAAAUCGGAGCAUUGAAUUUCGUAGAAGCCUUAACAGGAGCUAAGAUUAUAGUUCUCAGUGAUCAAGUUAUAAGCGGUAAUGACCUUAUGUUUGAUUUACUUGAGAAUCAAAAAUGAAAUUCCAAACAUGAAUGUCAUCACAAGAUUCUAUAGGUAGGAAGGGUGGAUAUUGCAGAAUGAACAUGAGAAUUAUGAACGGAAAAAGCCACAUGAAAAUCUCAAAGCUUCAAUAGAAAAAGAGAUCGAAAAUAUAAUUGAAUUUAACAACCGUGAUCAAAAAAUACAUUUAUUUAUAAUUAUAAACUGUGACCUAAUGGUUGUCAUAAUCUUGUAAAAAAUGAAGAUGUGAUGUUACAAUUAUUGAAAGCAAAUUAUUAGUGUUAAAAAUAGAAAACAAAAUAAAUAUGUAUUCAUCAAAUUGGGUGUUCAAUUCAAUAAAAUACGAUACAAAAGCUCAACAAGAUGGAUCUUAAUACAAUAAUAAAUGAUCCUGAAAAAACUAUAUUUCAAUAUAUACAGCAUUGAGAAAAUAAAUAUAGGUUUAUAUCUAAAACAAAGGUUAAAUUAUUAACAAGGCAAAGUAGCGAUGAAUGUAAAAAUUCACAAGGUUUUAUUAAUUUUUAUAAAGUAAGAUUAAACUUGUAUACAAAUGAAUGGAGCAAUAGUCUACCAAACUAACAGAAUCAUAACAGUUGUUUUAUCAAACAAGACCUCAAAAAGAUAGCCGCGAAAUAUGUCAACAAAUAAAUUAAAAUUACAAUUAUUGUUAAUAAUAAAUACUUUCAACAAGCUAUGACUAGUUUUUAGAAAUUCAACUUGUUCCGCCUGAAAACUCAUCAGAAUAAUGUACAAAAUAUCACUUUUGUUUCACUGGUUCA